Messenger RNA from Paramecium pentaurelia, 1581 nucleotides. NCBI's taxonomy places the organism in Eukaryota, Ciliophora, Oligohymenophorea, Peniculida, Parameciidae. The record is from the annotation of a GenBank genome assembly.
AUGAUAUAAAAUUCUACUCGUAACCGUUCUGAACAAUUAAUAUUUCAAAGAAGAUAACAGGAAUAGUAUGUAGGUAAAUUGAACACAAAGCUUCGACAAGAACAUUACGAGAAAACAUUUGCAGCUUGGGAAAAUAAAGGAAAAGAUAUUGCCAAUUUGUAAUAUACAAAGAAUAGGUUUUUAAGUAGCAUAUUUUAGACUUUAAUAAAUUCGUUCAGAAGCUGAAGCUAAUAAGAAUUAAAGAAGAGAAAAACUUGCUUUUUUACUUAAUGAAGAGCAUGAACAGUAUCAAUAAGAGAUUAAAGCUAUGGUUGAAACUCCAGAAUAGGUCAAAGAGAGAAUGAUGAAAGAAGUUGCUGAAUUAAAACAAAGAAAGGAAGCUGAUAGGGCUAGAUAAGCAGAAGCAGCAUAUAAUCGUAGAUUUAGAGAAAAUGCUGAUGAACUCAGAAUGGUGACUUAGCAAUUUAAUGAACUAUAAGCAGUAGCAUAUAGAAAUAUGUAAAUGAUGGAGAAAUAAAAAAUGUUAGAGGAUCAAUAUGAGGGUAUAGAAUUAAAUGAUUAUAAUUUAUAGAGGAAAUGAUUUAUGCAGAAUUAUAUAGAAGGGAAAUACUAAAAAAGGAGAGAUUAGAAAAGGAAAAGGAAUUGGAACAAAAGGCUAAAGUAGAUGAACGAAAUAAAGUGUUGGCUGUAUAAACAAAAAUGAAUGAAGUUAAACAUUAAAAAACAAAGGAAGAAAUUGAAUAGGAAAAAUAAAUGCUAGUAAAAUUAUUUGUUCACAUUUUUAGAAAGAAGAAUGGAAAAGAGAAGAAGAAAGACAUAAAUAAAGAGAAAAUCAAUUUAUGAAUUAUAAGAAGGAAAUAAAUUCAGAAAUUGCAUUAAAUAAUGAAUAAUAAAAGGAAUAUAAAAAAUAACUUAAACAUCAAGAGAAAAUUGAGGAUAAGGAAAUGAUUUCAUAAGUACUAGCAAGAGAAGAGGCUAUUGCAAAGAUGGAAUAAGCAGAGAAAUAAAGAUAAAAAGAAGAAACAAGAUAAUUUUUACUUAAUUUUAAGAAUAGAACAAAUGAAUAUAGUGUAAAUGAUUAAUUAAAGGAAAAAUUAAUUAAUGAAGAGAAUAAUAGACAAUGGGAAACUAAAGAGGCUAAAUGGAAAGCUGAAGAUGUAAUAAAUGUUUUUAUUGUAAGGAUGCAAGAGUGAAAUUAAUGUAUGAAGUGUAUGCUUAAAGAGCAGAUAAUGUGGAAAUAAAGAAGAAAUUAAUAGAAGAUGAGAAAAAUGUUAAAUAAAUGGAUAAAUUGGAACUUCAACGUUAAAUGGAAUUAUAUCAAAAAGAAUUAGAGGAAAAACAAAGAUUAGAAUAAGAAGUAAAUUAUACAUGAAAUCUGUUUAGAAAAUUAUGUAAACAAAACACAAUUUAAUAAAUUAAAUGGAUGAGAAAAAACAAAGAUAAUAAUUAUUAAGAGAUAAAAAAUAAUAGGAAGAAGAAGCACUUCGAAAAUAAAAAGAAGAAUACGAUAAAAAAAUAGAAUUAGAAAAGGCUAAAGGCCGUGCUUUGCUCGAUGAACUUAGAAAAUAAAGACCAUAUUGA